This is a messenger RNA of Triticum urartu, 1245 nucleotides long. RefSeq names its product receptor-like serine/threonine-protein kinase At1g78530. The record is from RefSeq and is a predicted model, not a curated record. Gene Ontology annotation, molecular function: ATP binding; protein binding; protein kinase activity. Lineage: Eukaryota; Viridiplantae; Streptophyta; Magnoliopsida; Poales; Poaceae. Gene Ontology annotation, biological process: protein phosphorylation.
UCUCUGGCUUGCCUCCUUGUUAUUCAACUCCAGUAGCUGGUCACCAUAAACGGAAGAUACUUGGUUUGCUUUUGCCAAUUCUUCUUGUUGUGGGUUUGAGCAUUGUUGCUGCAGUUGUUGUCAAUAAUGCUUAAUCAUAACAAGAGAAAACCUCAAGAAAAUGUUACUUCUCAAGGAAGGGACCUAUUCUCUGUUUGGAAUUUUGAUGGAAGAUUAGCAUUUGACGACAUUGUAAGGGCAACAGAGGACUUCGAUGAUAAGUACAUCAUUGGAACAGGAGCAUACGGCAAAGUCUAUAAGGCACGACUCCAAGACGGGCAGCUAGUUGCUGUAAAGAAGCUUUAUCAGACUAAAGAAGAGUUGGAUGACCAGAGAAGGUUUCACAGUGAAAUGGAAAUCUUAUCACAGAUCCGACAACGAAGUAUUGUCAAAAUGUAUGGAUUUUGCUCCCAUCCAGCAUAUAAAUUUCUUGUCUACGACUACAUUCAGCAGGGAAGCCUCCACGGGACAUUGGAAAAUGAGGAGUUAGCAAAGGAAUUGGAUUGGCACAAGAGAAUUGCUCUUGCAAAUGAUGUGGCUCAAGCAAUAUCUUAUUUGCACCAAGAAUGCAGUCCACCUAUAAUCCAUCGAGAUAUCACGAGCAACAACAUAUUGCUUGAUACAUCCUUCAAGGCUUUUGUCUCGGAUUUCGGCACAGCAAGGAUUCUUAAGCCUGAUUCAUCAAACUGGAGUGCACUUGCAGGAACUUAUGGCUACAUAGCUCCUGAGUUGUCAUACACAUCUGUUGUGACUGAGAAAUGCGAUGUCUAUAGCUUUGGAGUGGUUGUGCUAGAGCUAGUGAUGGGGAAGCAUCCAAGGGAUCUAUUAGACGGUACUUUGUCAAACGGAGAACAAGCCAUACUGGUGAAAGAUAUCCUAGACCAACGACUGACAACACCAACAACAGAAGAGAAUAGGUUAUCUCGGCUCAUCAAGUUGGCCUUUUCUUGCUUGGAAUCUUCUCCACAAGCAAGGCCAAGCAUGCGGGAGGCAUACCAAAUGCUCAUCGAGCGACCCUCCUCCAGUUCAUGUUCUGUGCCUUUCAGCGCACUUACGUUACAGCAAGUAAGGAUGAGUUGAUGACUUGUUGUAUGUCCAUGUAUUUGUAGCCACUCUCCUGAUAUAGUAAAAGAUACCAUCAUGUGCCCGUGGUUUUUUCCCGCAAAGGUUUUCCACGUAAAAAUUGGUGUCCCGUGUUCUUGAUAU